AUGAGGAUUCUAAGCAUUGGUAUGGGUGAUGAGUGCGAUGAUCUGAGACGCUUCUCAAAGUGGCUUGCAAGCACUGGAGACGGAAUACUCGGUGGAUCGAACGACGAAUGUGUCGAUAUUGACAUUCAUUAUGAUAUUAUUUUAAAAUCACAAGGGGAUCUUAUUGUUACUAUUGAGAGUACCUACCCAAUAUUCAACAGUUCAGGCGACGAUCUUAGUUAUCUGAAGGACAACGCGAUACUCGCUCCCACAAUUGAUGUCGUUGAGUCCGUUAACAAGUACGUGACCUCAGUGAACUCCUAUAAGAGAAGGAGCAUAGACACCCCUUGCAAGUCAGUCGAUGUAAUUGACUCUGUCGGGCGAAGAGAGUUAGUGGUGGUGGUGGAGCUUGGGUGGCUCUUGGCAGUGCCGAGCAAUGAGCAUGACGCCAGUAACACUUUAAAUGUCAACGAACAUAACAUAUACGUUUAA
Messenger RNA from Striga asiatica, 471 nucleotides. The record is from the annotation of a GenBank genome assembly. NCBI's taxonomy places the organism in Eukaryota, Viridiplantae, Streptophyta, Magnoliopsida, Lamiales, Orobanchaceae.